UUUGAACAAGGUUGAAUUGAGAGAAACAUCAGAAAACACCAAAAUAAACAACGAAAAGCUUUUUAAAUCAGAGUAAUCAGUUGAUAAGAAAUUAAGUAAUCCGGAUCAUUUUGUAAAGCUGUGUCAAGUUCCAAAUUUACAGUUGAAGUGAAAGUUGAAAAUUAUUCAGUGUUUAACAUCUAUCUCUUUGGUUUCCAACAAUUUGCGAAGCAGCAAAAGAGAAGAUUAAAUUGUUUUCUUUUUUUGUCAAUCCAACGUUCAAACUACAACUUUCUCUCCAUUUUUAAACUGCUUAAUAUCAUCCAAGUUUUUAUAUUUGCUUCUUUUGUUUCAAAUCGACAAUGAAUUCGUCACUUUUUUCCCUGUUUCUCAUGGUUUUGGUAACUCUUCCGUUGAUACAAAGUUAUUGGGAUGUCCAUCGAGCUCAACGAACUGAACCAAAAAAUCCUUUCCACAAGAAACCUUUAAGAUAUUUAUACAAAAAAUCUUAUUAUAUUCCUUCAAAUGACGGCAUUGAUUGGUCCGAUCCAGAAAUGAUGCAACACCCUAUGGAUGACACACCUAGAAAGACUCACCGUGGAUUGGGAGAUAUUUGUUCAUACAGCAAUGAUUGUGAAUCUGGGUGCUGCUUGUUAAACCGAGAAACAGGAAUCCGAAGUUGCCAGAGUCGAGCCCAACGAGGUGAACGAUGUACUCUUGCCCAAAUUAAGGGCGAUCUUUAUGUUGAUGCUUGUCCUUGUAUUUCUGGAAAUGAUUACUGUGAAUAUCCAUCAAGCAUUUGUCGUAAAUAAGCUGGACUAAAGAGUAACAAUCUAAUUUUUUUGCUGUUAAAUUUGUUAUUAUGAACAUACGUAAACAAAAAAUGGGUACCUCGGAUGAUGGGCAGUUAACAAGCUGACAAUAACAAUCUACAAAAAUCUAAAGCAAAAUCUCAAGCCUGGAUGGAUUCCUGAAUCAAACAAUUUUGUUCAUCUUCUCCAUUUCUUCUCUAAUCAAAGACCACCAAAAUUUAUGCAACAUUAAGUAUUAUUGAUUGCAAAUUAUAAGCCAAGUCCCUAAAUGGCUUAUCCAUCCCAUCUACGAUCUGUUUGAAAGGAUUCCAAGCAUCUAUAAUUUUUUUAUGGGGCAGAAAUGAAGCUAAAUGUUUACUGAAGUACCCAUCAUCAUCAUCACCUUAUCCAUCAUCACUACAUCAUUAUAUAUUCGUUUUUUAACUAUAAAUAUAAGAGAAAAGUAUCUAAUAUAAAUAACUGGAAUGAAAGAAGUCACCUAUCAUCAACCAUCUGAUUCAUUCCUUUUAUCAUUUUGUCCACCAUCAGCCAAAAUCUUCUCUUUUCUACUCACUUAUUGGAUGAGAAUUUAGUUAAUCAUGUAUUUACACUCUUUUUAUAGUAUAUAUCCUUUAACACCCUCAUUCCACUCGUUUUACUCAAUUUUUUCAAGUCUGCUGAGAGCUUCAUCUUGCAAUUGAGAUAUUCUGAUUUCUUCUCGCAUUUCUUGGUUCUUCUAUCUUCGAGAGAAAAGUUUAAACCAUCAUUCAGCUCAUUUCCUUGCUAAACCAGCCAUGACCUGGAUUAUUCUGUUCAACGUCUCCGUUAUCUCACCACAAACAGCGUGUUACAUCACCAGCCAAAUAAUGACAACAAAAACAAUAUCAACUCUCCAACAUCAACACAAUUAUCAAUUGUUAUGAAGACUAGAGAACGUUUUUUCCCUUUGUUUCAUCAUUAAAGCCUUAACUUAGCUUUUGUAUGAUUCCACUUUACAGUCUCCUUCGAUCCUUGCCUCUUCCACUCUUUGACAUAUUACAUUUUUAUUAUUAUCACCUCUUAAGAAACAUUACUGUUAGCAGCAGCAACUAUUGAGUACUUUUAAGAGUGAUUGCUAAAAUACUUAAAUUUCAACCUGCUUGGUUAACAAAUGAAGAAGAAUGAGAAAAGAUGAGAAAUCUGAUUCGUCUUGUAAUACAUCAAAACCUUUCUACGAAAGAAAAACAAUUUUGUAAAUAAAGUAAUAUUUUUUUGAUUUA
Tetranychus urticae (two-spotted spider mite) is the source of this 2029-nucleotide messenger RNA. RefSeq names its product U-scoloptoxin(18)-Er1a. Gene Ontology annotation, biological process: lipid catabolic process; digestion. Gene Ontology annotation, cellular component: extracellular region. Gene Ontology annotation, molecular function: enzyme activator activity. The record is from RefSeq and is a predicted model, not a curated record. Lineage: Eukaryota; Metazoa; Arthropoda; Arachnida; Trombidiformes; Tetranychidae.